Messenger RNA from Rhagoletis zephyria (snowberry fruit fly), 429 nucleotides. Its product is annotated as mite group 2 allergen Tyr p 2-like. The record is from RefSeq and is a predicted model, not a curated record. Gene Ontology annotation, molecular function: sterol binding. NCBI's taxonomy places the organism in Eukaryota, Metazoa, Arthropoda, Insecta, Diptera, Tephritidae. Gene Ontology annotation, biological process: sterol transport.
AUGAAGUUCCUUAUCCUCUUUGCUCUGGUCGCCGUUGCCGCCGCCGGCGAGGUCAAGUUCCACGACUGUGGCCACAACGAGAUCACCAAGGUCGAGGUGGACGGCUGCUCCGGCGAGCUGUGCACGCUGCACAAGUCCAAACCGGUGCACCUCAAGUCAACCUUCACCGCCAACCAGGACACGACGAAGAUCGAGCUGAAGAUCACCGGCAAGCUGAACGGCAUCGAGGUGGCCGUGCCCGGCGUGGAGACCGACGGCUGCAAGAUCGUCAAGUGCCCCCUGAAGAAGGGCCAGACGGUGCCCUUCGAGUACACCUUCACCAUUCCCGCCAUCGUCCCCGCCGUCCCCGACACCAUGGUCACCCUGAAGGCCGUCGGCGACCACGGCGUCCUCGCCUGCGCCUCAGUGCACAACAAAAUUGAGAACUAA